Molecule: messenger RNA, 2869 nt
Organism: Melanotaenia boesemani (Boeseman's rainbowfish)
Lineage: Eukaryota; Metazoa; Chordata; Actinopteri; Atheriniformes; Melanotaeniidae
Product: transcription factor E2F3-like
Exons: 9
Coding region: 119-1417 (432 amino acids)
Biological process (GO): regulation of transcription by RNA polymerase II
Cellular component (GO): RNA polymerase II transcription regulator complex
Molecular function (GO): protein dimerization activity; DNA-binding transcription factor activity, RNA polymerase II-specific; RNA polymerase II cis-regulatory region sequence-specific DNA binding
Source: RefSeq, a predicted model, not a curated record
UUCCGGUAGCAUGCGACGUAAACAAACCACACGCGGUGUUUGCCAAAGUUCGGCUAACAGGUAGACGUGUGCUGUUAGUUCGGCUUGGUUCGGUCCGGACGGAGGAGAAACGAUCAGCAUGGUAAAGUGCGUCGUGUCUGGGUGUCCGAACCGGAUCGUGAGCUACAACCGCGGAGUUUUUAACCGACCACCGAGGAGGUUCUUCAACUUCCCCAAAGACCCGGACCGAGUCAAGGUGUGGCUGGCAGCACUGAGGGAGACGGACAGGGACUCCUCCGAACAGCUUGUCAUCUGUGAAGAACACUUCCUGCCAGAGGACAUCUCCAAAAAAGGGCUCAUCAGUGAUGCUAUACCCAUUACGCCCCCUUUCUUUGACAGACCUCUCAGCCUGAUGGGCUCCUGGGGGCCUGAGCAGUGGUCCACUGGAGACCCCAAUGACGGUGGUGAAGAAGAUAAAGGUCGAGCACCAAAUGCUCCACCUUCACAAAAGCAGGGUCCAGGUCGAGGCUUGGAGAAUCCUCCAGCAGGUCAGAGUAUCAGUGAUUCUCAGCAGCAGAAUAAAACACCCAGCACGACUACCGGACUGAAUGCGCCGCUGUCCCUGCUGACUCAGGGUUUCCUGCAGCUUCUGUUGGCGGCUCCUGACGGCUCUGUGGACCUCCGGCAGGCGGCUGCCAGCCUGCAGACCCCCACGCGGCGAGUCCGAAACAUUGUCAACGUGCUGGACGACAUCGGUCUCAUCCACAGGGAGUCGGAGAGGCGGAUCAGCUGGAUAGGAAACACAUCCAUCUGCAGCUUUCUGUGGAGGAACCCCCUGAAGUUCCUGACAGCGCUGGAGAAGCUGCAACUGGUGGAGCACGAACUGGACAGACUCAUCAAAAGCUGCUCGCAGCAGCUCCUGGACCUGACCGACAACGUGGACAACUCUGCGCUGGCCUACGUGAGGUGUGAGGACAUCGCUCGGCUCGCCACUCAGGAGCAGACGGUGAUCAUCAUCAAAGCUCCGCCGGAAACAAAACUUCACAUUCCUGAGCCGAAGGAGGACAGAAUUCAUUUGCAUUUGGUGGCGGAGACGAGUCCGAUCACGGUGCUGAGCUUUGAGGUGGACUCAGCAGGGGUACCGACCUCCAGCCCAAAGGCACGGAGCAGCGUCGUCUUUACAGAGCUGAAGGAGGGUCGCGUUGGGGCACGCUCGGCGCGGUCAGACUCGUGUGAUUUGACUGAGGAAGACCCAGAUGGAGGAAGCAAAGCGGACUCUGAAGCUGUCGAGAAGAAGACUGACCAGACGAAAACGGUGGGGCAGACGUUCACCGGGCAGGCCAGGUGUAUGCCCGGCCAACCCACCGAGAUGGGACCCCCCCUGUCAGUCACCAACAUGCCUCCGUUCCUCCAAACAUGCAUGCAGCUCUCUCACUGAAGCAGACAGGGAGAAGAUCUUUAAAUGCUUCUGGGAGGACAUGGACUGGGAACAAAGAAAAAACUACAUGUGCAGUUUGGUGGAGGUCAUCGCCAUCCAGAGGAGACAGGGGUCUGGGUGUUCACAGAUGGAAUCCGGCCUUGUUUUCCACCUGAGUGUUGAUGGAUGGAGGAGGAGGGUGUGCAAGGCCUUGUUCCUGGCAACCUUAGGACUAAAGGAGUCGAUGGUUCUGAAAUGGAUCCGAGAGAAGAGAGAAACAAACGAGAGCGGAGGCGAGGUUCAGGAGGACUUUCCCGCAGGACCAUCCAGACCUGCUGUAUCCUGAUACUACUUCUAAAGAUAUAAAGAUUUUUACAUCAGUGUUACCUGAUGUCAGAGAACCUCGUUUCCUUUAAUACAUCUUUUUUUUGUUUUUUCAUGCCUCCUCCUGAUAAACAGCAAACUAAAAGCUAAAACUGGUGACUUGUUCUCAGAUAAUCUCAGAGCGAUGUUUCUUUUGUCCAUCACUUCUGCAGAGAAGCUGCAGCCUGAGAGCUGUGGUCAAACUUCUUCAAACUGCACAAAAAGCCCAAAUCUGAGCGACUGAUUGGGAAUCUAAGCUGAUGUGAAAAGCACCAUCUGUCACUGAACGCAGCGGACGCGUUAUAAAUCCUGGGAUCUACCAGUCGUGUCACUUUCUUUAGCGUAAGAACAUGUUUGAAAACCGAACACCGUUCAAGCUGAAUCGGCAUGUUGGAUUUGUUUCUUUGUGAUCCAGCAGAGAUUGUGUUCAUGCUUCUGUCUUUUUCACAUUUAUACCAUCUUUUUUAUUGGAAAACGAACAUGAAACUCAUCACCUUGUACGUCAGAGCCUGUAUGACGUCAUGAUGCAUUCAGGUACAUCUUGUAAACUUUGAAGUGUGUAUCAAAGAUACUAGAUAUAUCAAAAACAUGACAAUGCUCAAACACUAGUAUCUUGGAAUGCUUAUCUCCAUGGAAACACCCCAAAGACAUGAUGUGCUCCGUCAUCUGUUGCCUGAAGCGUCAAGGUACGGGACAAACGACGAUUUCAGACGAACCAGAGGCUCACUGAAGUCCUGCAUGUUGUCACAUGACUGUUUCAGGCUUCAAGCAGCUCCGUCCUGAGGAGCAGAGCCAACAGCUGACCACCAGGAGGCGCCAGCAUCCUGAAGAAUCAGGACCUGGGCAGCUCAUCUGCAGGCACAUGAGAUAAACCUGAUGAGGUCUUACCUGAGUGUGUGAUGAAGGUUCCAGUCAUGAAACGGAUCCAUUUUCAGGUUUUUAUUUGAACUCCUGCCAUGAAGAAGCAUCGAGCUGCUGAGCUCAUACAGUGCAAAACAUCUGAUGCAUCGGUUUAAUAGUCAUUAACCACACACACAGUAAAAUCAUGUUUCCAGUGCUUGAGUUGUUGUAAAAAAAACUGGAACCAAUAAAAUAUAAAAUUAUAAAAAU